GUUGCUGGGGCGCCUCCACCUCCUCUUCCUAAAGCGGCGAGGCGCAGAAGAGCGGCAUCACUCGAGCCCAGGUCCCGGCCACCGCCACACGCUGCGCCCCGCGUUCGGGAGAAGGAGCGGCGGCGGCAACAGCGGCGGGCAGGCGCCAGAAAGGCCCGGGUCGAAAAGCCUGGGAGGGCCGCCGAGCUACCCCCCGGAGGAGGAGCCAGUCCGAGCCCAGGGCGCCACCGCCGCAGGAGCAGUGCGGAGCAGCCGUCGCCUUCAUGGCCCACUCACCGGUGGCUGUGCAAGUUCCCGGGAUGCAGAAUAACAUAGCUGAUCCAGAAGAACUGUUCACAAAGUUAGAACGCAUUGGGAAAGGCUCCUUUGGAGAAGUUUUCAAAGGAAUUGAUAACCGUACCCAGCAAGUGGUUGCUAUUAAAAUCAUAGACCUCGAGGAAGCCGAAGAUGAAAUUGAAGACAUUCAGCAAGAAAUAACUGUUUUGAGUCAGUGUGACAGCUCAUAUGUAACAAAAUACUAUGGAUCAUAUUUAAAGGGUUCAAAAUUAUGGAUAAUAAUGGAAUACCUGGGUGGUGGUUCAGCACUGGAUCUUCUUCGAGCUGGUCCAUUUGAUGAGUUCCAGAUUGCUACCAUGCUAAAGGAAAUUUUGAAAGGUCUGGACUAUCUGCAUUCAGAAAAGAAAAUUCACCGAGACAUAAAAGCUGCCAACGUCUUGCUGUCAGAACAGGGAGAUGUUAAACUUGCUGACUUUGGAGUUGCUGGCCAGCUGACAGAUACACAAAUUAAAAGAAAUACCUUUGUGGGAACACCAUUUUGGAUGGCUCCUGAAGUUAUUCAACAGUCGGCUUAUGACUCAAAAGCUGACAUUUGGUCAUUGGGAAUUACUGCUAUUGAGCUAGCCAAAGGAGAGCCACCCAACUCUGAUAUGCAUCCAAUGAGAGUUCUGUUUCUUAUUCCAAAAAACAACCCUCCAACUCUUGUUGGAGACUUUACUAAGUCCUUCAAGGAGUUUAUUGAUGCUUGCCUGAACAAAGAUCCAUCAUUUCGUCCUACAGCUAAAGAACUUCUGAAACACAAAUUCAUUGUAAAAAAUUCAAAGAAGACUUCUUAUCUGACCGAACUGAUAGAUCGAUUUAAGAGAUGGAAGGCAGAAGGGCACAGUGAUGAUGAAUCUGAUUCUGAGGGCUCUGAUUCGGAAUCCACCAGCAGAGAAAAUAAUACUCAUCCUGAAUGGAGCUUUACCACCGUGCGAAAGAAGCCUGAUCCAAAGAAACUACAGAAUGGGGCAGAGCAAGAUCUUGUGCAGACCCUGAGCUGUUUGUCUAUGAUAAUCACACCUGCAUUUGCUGAACUUAAACAGCAGGAUGAGAACAACGCUAGCAGGAAUCAGGCAAUUGAAGAACUCGAGAAAAGUAUUGCUGUGGCUGAAGCUGCCUGUCCUGGCAUCACAGAUAAAAUGGUGAAGAAAUUAAUUGAGAAAUUCCAAAAGUGUUCAGCAGAUGAAUCCCCCUAAGGAACUUCUUAUUAUUGGCUUCUGUUUCAUACGGACUCAGAGAAACCCACCAAAGCUACUUAAAGCUUAACAAUGCUUAACUCAUGAGCUCCAUGUGCCUUUUGGAUCUUUGCAACAUUGAAGAUUUGGAAGAAGCUCUUCAACUAUUUUGUGAUGGUGUUUAUCAUUUUAUAUCUUAAAGAGAUUAUUUUGUAAGGAAUAACUUUUAAUACUAUAGUUUCACCUGCAUUCUACUAAAUGUUGUGAUACAGUUUUGCUUUUAGGUAUCAUUAUUAAGUUACUGGGAUGAAUACCUUUCAUGUUUUGAUCUUUAGUUAACUGUGCACCCAAGAAACAUACAGGUCUUUCAAAGUCAUCCUAAAUAUUCAACUUUUGUAAAUCAUCAAGACUCAAAACACUUUAUCUUUUAAACCAAGCAUUUUCUAAAAAUGACUACUGGUGGGGAGAUGGAAACAGGUCAUAUCUUCUUAAGACAGAAGUUUUUAAUAAGCUCUUGGCAAUGAAACCUGGAAAAGUAUUGACUCUUAUACAAAAUUGGUAUGAUAUCCCAGGCAGCUCAAUGACGAUCACAUUUGAGAGCCCUGUGUUUGAAGCAUUUAUAGGCAACAUGUAGCAACAGUAUUUACCUUUUCUUUUAGAAGAGGCUAUUAACCCUCAUUUAACAUGGUUGAAAAUUUAAAGCAAUACUAAUUAGCCAAGGAUGGGUUUUUGGCAAUACUGGAGGAAUUAGGCUUCGUUUUUAAAAUCUUCAAUUCAUAUUGCAUAUUUUAUGCUUGGAUUUGGGGAGCUUAAAAAAAAGCUGAUAAUCAUGUGAUUAAAUACCUGAUCAACAGGUAGGAAUAUAAUUUACACCAGCAUAUUUUUGUCAUGGUAGUAAAAUGUCCUAUAAACUAUUUAUACUUUUUUUGUUCUUCAUAAUUAUCUAGUACAUAAGCAUCGUUUGUUCAUUUUUGAAAGGGUAUUUAAAUAAGCAUUUUUUAGUUCAUAUGAAAAUAACCAUAGUACAGAAUGAUCUGUGUCCGUACAAUGUUAAGUUAGACUGUACAGUUAAUUAGCUGUUAUAUUUAUGGUACUGUUACAUGGGGUAAUACCUUUUUUCUUUUAAGCCCAAUAUAUAUAUUAUGCCUGCCUAAGUUUUGAACUGGGGCUAUAUUUUCAGUAGUUGUAGAAUUAUUGGUAUUAAUUAGUUUUGAUAGUUAACGUCUGGUUUAGAUCUGCACAAUUUGGUUUUUGCACAGAAAUCAUUUCUAAAAAUCUGAAUAAUUGCCAAAUAUUAGAAGAAAGACGUUCUUCAAGAAUACAGGUUUUAGUCAAAGUGGCCAUUACCUCCUCUUUUUCUGUAAUAAUACAGACACUUGAAUAAGUUGUGGUCAUGUCAUAUGCCAAGAAAAAUCUUUUCAUUGGUGCCUAUACUGUAACAAUUACUUUUAACACAUUGUAUUUUGAAGUAAUGGUUCAGUUGAAAUGUUCACCUGCUAUGGAACUGAAAGUCAAUUACAGUUUAUAAUCUAUAGAGGUCUAGGAAUAAUUUUGCAACUCAUGUCAUGGGUUAAAUGAAUAUUUUUGUAAAAGCAAAGGUAAUAAAUUUAUAAAUUGAUUAUUUGAAACUUGACAACACAGCCACAUCAUGAGUAGGAAUUAUAUUGCUUAUUCAUUAUAGUUACUAGUCCUAUAAACUGUUUCUAGGUGAAGCAUACUCCAGUGUUGUGGGGGGGGGUUAAAAAUAAAUAUUUAAAUUUCAUGGUCCUCAGUGUAUGUUUUCUCCAGGGGGGUUAUGGUGUCAUAUUUUAAUUAUUUCAAAUUUUUUCUCUUUUGCCCUUUAAUUUGCUGUUGGAAAUUUAACACCAACGUCUCCAUUGGAAACUAGAAGGUAUUCUUCAUAUUCAAACAUUGAUUAUAGCUACAGUGAAGAUAUGCCCCCCUGUCAUGACGAAAUUAUCGAGAGUCCUCUUUCAGUCAGAAAUGUCCUAGGUUGGACAAUAAGUUGUCUGGUCACCCUAACAAUAGUUUUAUUAGGAAAUCAUAUACAGACUUGAACCAUAUAGCUCUUUGGGGAAAACAGAUUUCACAAAGACUUCCAGAGCUGAGAUGAGAAAUAGCAUAUAAGCCUAAAGGAAUUUGAGUUUUUCCUAGAGAAAAAGUCGAAGAUGAGCUUAAUAUAGCUUUGAGGAUCUAUAGGAUUAACACAUACAUAACUGGACUUCAAUAUAUUCUUACUAUUAAAUAGCUUUAUCUUGGGGAGCCUGGGAGUCAGUUAAGCGUCCGAAUCUUGAUUUUGGCUCAGGUCAUGAUCUCAUGGUUCAUGAGAUAAAGCACCACAUCAGGGUCCACGCUGACAGCACGAAGGCUGCUUAGGAUUCUCUCUCUCCCUCUCUGUCUCUGCCCCUCCCAUGCUCGUGCUCUCUCUCUCUCUCAAAUAUAGAUAGAUUUGUGAGUUACUGGGUAGGAUUCAAGGAGCAGGGAAAAAAGUGCUAAAAUGAGGGAAAGGACUAGAGAAAGGUAUGUUAAAAGGAUAUUUUCUGAUAUAAGGAUGAGGAAAGUAAGAAAACGAUUCCAUGCAUCUUUUCUCCAUUAAGUCAUGUAUAAAAAUAGCUUGCUUAUGUAAUUGCAUCAUUUGUUUGAAGUUAGUACCCAACAUUGUCCUGUAAAUAUGUUGUACUUAACAUUAAAAUCAAUAAAUGAAGUUCUCAGAUGGAA
This is a messenger RNA of Neofelis nebulosa (Clouded leopard), 4211 nucleotides long. It is a transcript of the gene STK26, whose product is annotated as serine/threonine kinase 26. The transcript is spliced from 12 exons. NCBI's taxonomy places the organism in Eukaryota, Metazoa, Chordata, Mammalia, Carnivora, Felidae. Gene Ontology annotation, molecular function: ATP binding; protein kinase activity. Gene Ontology annotation, biological process: protein phosphorylation. The record is from RefSeq and is a predicted model, not a curated record. Bases 264 to 1514 code for a protein of 416 amino acids.